AUUGUUGACAUGGAGAACCUCUAUAAGGAGCUCGGUGAUCAAUCUCUCAACAAAGACUUCUGCCAAACUGUUGCCUCCACUUUUAGGUUUGAGUCGUACGUCGUUUGGCAUGGCGUCAUGUAUCUGGACGCGCACUGCAUUUGAUAUGUCAAAGAAAAGUUGGGAUUUUCGCGUGGUGAUCGAAUCUAAUUGUUUAGUUUUAUUCCUCUUGGGAAUUUUAGAGACCUCGCCGACUUUAUGAAUGAUGUUUCUGUCGUUUGCUUCUUCUUUUUUUGAUCUAAGUUGCUCGGGUAAUCGGAAUGGGAAAUCCUCAAUCACAUGGAAACAGGUACACACUUGGUUUAAGGAGAAGCUGAAGCAGCAAAAGCCAUUCAAAGUCAGAGCUUCGCCACCAUCCCCUCCCGCGUCUCCACCAUUGCAGUGCCUUGUCGACUUACCAAAUCUCAGUUAUACUGGUUCUGCUGCUUACGGCCAAAGACGGAAAGGUAAGUUUUCUGAUAUUUCUGGACUGGCAUAUGAGGCUAGAUCAGCAAGGGAUAAUGCGUGGUAUGACGUUACUUCAUUCCUAACGUAUAGAUUUCUUCACACCGGCGAACUGGAAGUGCGUGUACGUUUCACUGGGUUCGAUAAUGAACACGACGAGUGGGUAAAUGUGAGGACGUCUGUGCGUGAGCGGUCUAUUCCUUUAGAACCCUCUGAGUGUGGAAAGGUGAAUGUUGGGGAUCUGGUCCUGUGUUUCCAGGAAAGGGAGCAUCAAGCAGUGUAUUGUGAUGCCCGUGUUGUGAACAUAAAGCGAGGGUUCCAUGAUCACAGGGCUUGCAGCUGCAUCUUUAUGGUUCGUUAUGAUCAUGAAGAUUCAGAGGAGACGGUUGGACUGGAGAGGGUCUGCUGCCGCCCUGCUGACUAAUGUUGUUAGCCCAAAUGUGAAGAAGAAUCCCGUCAACGACACCAUAGUGUCCUCUCAACUCUUUGGAGGUGACCGUCGUCAAACUGUUGAUUUACUCUUGGUCUGUUGUUGGACAAAGAGAAGAUCAACUGCUGUUGUUGGAGGAAGAUAACUACAAAACUUCUCUAAAAAAACGAUGAUAUCUAAGUGAAUAUAUUUAUGUUAUUUUGAUAAUUAUAUUUUUAAAUUACUAUUA
Molecule: messenger RNA, 1142 nt
Organism: Tarenaya hassleriana
Lineage: Eukaryota; Viridiplantae; Streptophyta; Magnoliopsida; Brassicales; Cleomaceae
Product: protein SAWADEE HOMEODOMAIN HOMOLOG 1
Exons: 8
Coding region: 242-907 (221 amino acids)
Molecular function (GO): chromatin binding
Source: RefSeq, a predicted model, not a curated record